AUGUCGCCCCCAACAGUGCCUCCGAUGGGCGUAGAUGGUGUGUCCGCAUACCUGAUGAAGAAAAGGCACACCCACAGGAAACAGCGGCGCAAGCCCACUUUCCUCACCCGUAGGAACAUUGUGGGCUGUCGCAUUCAACACGGCUGGAAGGAAGGCAACGAGCCUGUGGAGCAGUGGAAGGGCACCGUGCUUGAGCAGGUUUCCGUGAAGCCCACUCUCUAUAUCAUCAAAUAUGAUGGCAAAGAUAGUGUGUAUGGACUAGAACUGCACCGAGAUAAGAGAGUUUUAGCGCUAGAGAUCCUUCCUGAGAGAGUGCCAACUCCUCGCAUUGAUUCGCGCCUGGCAGAUUCCCUGAUUGGCAAGGCAGUGGGUCAUGUGUUUGAGGGUGAGCACGGUACGAAAGAUGAAUGGAAGGGCAUGGUCCUGGCGCGAGCCCCCGUGAUGGACACUUGGUUUUACAUCACCUACGAGAAAGAUCCAGUCCUUUAUAUGUACACGCUGCUGGAUGACUACAAAGCUGGUGACCUGCGCAUCAUUCCAGAUUCCAACUACUAUUUCCCUACAGCAGAACGGGAGCCUGGAGAAGUUGUCGACAGCCUUGUGGGCAAGCAGGUGGAGCACGCCAAAGAUGAUGGGUCCAAGAGAACCGGCAUUUUCAUCCAUCAAGUGGUGGCCAAGCCAUCUGUCUACUUCAUUAAGUUUGAUGAUGAUAUUCACAUUUAUGUCUAUGGUUUGGUGAAAAACCCCUAA
This is a messenger RNA of Globicephala melas (long-finned pilot whale), 750 nucleotides long. It is a transcript of the gene SPIN4, whose product is annotated as spindlin family member 4. Gene Ontology annotation, biological process: regulation of DNA-templated transcription; gamete generation. Lineage: Eukaryota; Metazoa; Chordata; Mammalia; Artiodactyla; Delphinidae. Gene Ontology annotation, cellular component: nucleoplasm; cytosol. The record is from RefSeq and is a predicted model, not a curated record.